GGAGCCAGGGGGAACAUCUAACGGUAACACCUGGCACUGGUCCAGCUUCGGUUGCGCUGGUCCAGCAUGGCGACUCCAAAGGAGGAACUGGACCUCGGCAAACUGAAGCAGGAACUGAAGUCGAAGAAGUCCUUCGUCAAUGCGUGUCAACAACUUGCUAGCCUAUGUGACAAUGAGGAGACCGCAAAGCAACUUGAGGAGGCCGGCAAGACGGCCUUCACCGUGCUUCAGACUCGUUUUUCCAACCCCAAGUUCUGGCAGGCGGGCUUGGAGUUGUUUCUGGCGCUGGAGUUUUACAACAGCUCGCCGGAGGAAAUCCCCGUGCGAGUUCCACAUGAUUGAGGUGAGCCGCUGGCGCGACACCGCACUGGAGGAAGUGGAUGACGAUGCCCGAGAGCGAGCCAAAGAACAGGCGCAACGGCGACGGCUCGAGGAGGACAAAAAGCACAACAAAGGGCGCUUUGGAGAUGCCAUGAUGCCACUGAGCCUCGGAGAGCUGUUGGCAUCUCAAGGUAUGGUGCUGGUGCCCGAGGAUGACUCACGCCCUGGCAUGUCGCGUGAUGCGCGUGCUGAGUUGCGGGUGAAGACGGUGUUGGAAGAGGACAUUUGCGUGGUUUGCCAAGAGACUAUGCCUGCAGGAUCCAAGGCGAAAGCCAUGCCUUGCGGACAUUUGUUCCACGACGACUGCCUCAUCUCUUGGGUGAAGAAGAGCAACUCCUGUCCCACCUGCCGCUUCGAUGAGUUGCCCAGCGAGAAGAAACACUUCGAUGAUGUACAGCAACAAGUGGAACAACGGCAACCUGGUGCCUCGGGACUUUACUCCUGAGAAUCUCCUCUUCGUGGAUGGAAAAAAAA
Cladocopium goreaui is the source of this 855-nucleotide messenger RNA. The record is from the annotation of a GenBank genome assembly. NCBI's taxonomy places the organism in Eukaryota, Dinophyceae, Suessiales, Symbiodiniaceae.